This is a messenger RNA of Vanessa tameamea, 1714 nucleotides long. RefSeq names its product facilitated trehalose transporter Tret1-like. Lineage: Eukaryota; Metazoa; Arthropoda; Insecta; Lepidoptera; Nymphalidae. Gene Ontology annotation, biological process: transmembrane transport. The record is from RefSeq and is a predicted model, not a curated record. Gene Ontology annotation, cellular component: membrane. Bases 238 to 1635 code for a protein of 465 amino acids. Gene Ontology annotation, molecular function: transmembrane transporter activity. The transcript has 9 exons.
AAUCAAAACAGAUCGUAAGAAGUCGUAGCUGGUUCAUUCAUAGCCGGCGGUCAAGAGGCACCGGUGUCUCGCCUGCUCCAUUUAAUUUUUAUUCGCAAAUUCUCCACGUUGUUGUAGUGCCAAGGACUGUUGUCGCGUAUCUAGGAAGAAUUACUCGAGCUAAUAUCGACUCUUAUAUUUUUUUUAUCUUAGAAUAACGUCGUUUUUCAAGUGAGACGCUUGACUCACUUUUUCGAGAUGACUAAAAUACCAGAAGCAUUUUUGAAACAGUUAUGGCUCACCUUCGGCGCUUCACUCGCUUUCCUUAUUAUUGGCCUGGUCCGAGGAUAUUCAGCUUCCGCUAUACCUUCAAUAGAAAGUCUGGAACCAGAUCUUAUUCAGCACAGUGAACAAAAAUCAUGGAUUGGUGCGAUACCACCAUUAGGUGCCUUCCUGGGCAGUAUGUGUUCCGGACCAUUAAUGCAACGUGCGGGCAGAAAACGAACUUUGCAACUGACUGCACCACUUUGGGCUGCCAGUUGGCUAAUACUCGGAUUUGCACCUAACUUUCCGCUCGUAUUGUUGGGUCGUAUCAUGUCAGGCCUUUGCGUCGGCUUCGCUUUAGCGCCAGCUCAAGUAUAUGUAAGCGAAUGCUGUGAUCCUGAAAUCCGUGGAAGGCUCGGAUCUCUGCCUACACUGUCCAUGUCACUGGGCAUUCUAAUCUCCUACUUGGCCGGUAACUGGCUGUCAUGGAGACAUCUGUCCUUCCUCUCCGCCUUGUUCUGUGCGGCUUUAUUUCUUGUUCUACUACCGUUACCUGAGUCUCCAAUAUGGUUGAGUUCAAGAGGCCUGGACAACACAUCCGCGGUCAAGUGGUUGCAACUCUCCCAACAUGCCAUAGCUACCGUCAAAGAGGACGAUCAAGAGCACAAUCAAAAAGGAGAAGAGCCCAAAAGUCUAUUUACACGCGAAGUAUUCUUUUCUUCAGCGGUCAUCAAGCCUCUCAUUGUGGGGUUUGCCUUACUCUUCUUCCAACAAUUCAGCGGUAUCGACGCCGUCAUCUUCUUCACAGUCGAAAUAUUCCAAACCGCUGGAAGCAAGCUAGACGCGAUGACAGCGACGAUCAUAGUGGGCGCAGUGCAGUUGUUCAGUAACGGAGUCAGCACCGUCCUCGUGGACCGAGCUGGCCGUCGGCCGCUGCUGCUGCUCUCUGCGGUCACGAUGUGUGUUUCCAUGCUGUCCAUGGGAGCUGCUUUCUACUUUCAAUUUGAACACAACUCUUUACUGGGGUACCUGCCGAUUGCCAGCUUGGUGGUGUUUAUGCUGGGAUUUUCACUUGGAUUCGGAGGCCUUCCGUUUCUACUGCUCGGGGAACUGUUCCCCGCCCAUUACCGUUCACAACUGUCCGCCAUGGCCAGUGCCGUGAACCUCAUGUCCAUGUUCACCGUCAUCAAAUCUUAUCAUGCUUUGGAGCGUGUAUUGACUUCAGCGGGAACGUUUUGGAUGUACGCUUGUUUCUGCGCUUUGGCAUUUUUCUUCGUUUUAUUCAUGGUUCCUGAAACGAAAGGGAAAUCACUCGCUGAGAUAGAACAACACUUCCGGGGCAAGAAGAGGAAAAAUGAAGUCGAUUUGAAAUCAGUUCAAACUAAAUUUUAAUCAUAGUAAUAAAAUUAAUAUACAUAAGUUGAAAAUGUGCGUCUUCGGUUUCUUGGAAAUUGUUGUUUAAUGUUAUGAU